AUGCCCUCACCUCGUUUGCAAGGAUAUGCCAGUAACGAAAACAACACGCAGGGAGGUGCCGUGCUCGGUGGGAACAUCAAAGCAACGCGCGAUGUCAAUAUCACUCAUAUCACAACGCUUCAGCCACUGGCCCGGUCGCUUCAUAGAUCCCUCUUCAUCGCUCCCGACAUUUUUAAGCAGAUUCAACGGGAGCUUAGCGACUUGAUCGUUAUUCUUGACACAACGGAGCAUAAUUCCACGGAGUUCCAGUCGACUAGACCCCACUUUAUAAUCCUUCAAACCAAUCUACAAGAGUGUCGCGAUGCCCUCCUGGAGUUGCAGAGAAUGAAGGACCAUUUCGAUAGCGUUGGGUCGGCUACGCAGGUAACUUGGGAAAGAAUGGGCUGGCAUGAGAACGAACUGGCAGCUAUCAGGAGUCGAAUUGAGUCCCACGUCCGCGCCUUGAACCAAUUAAAUACAGCUGUAAUGAUCUCUUCACACACCAACACCAAGCGCAUGCUCGAAGCUUUUAUUGAUGAGAUCCGUAACGGUUCUCGAGAUAAAUCCAUGAUAUCAUGUGACUCUCUCCACCAAGAUGAGAGGGACAGUUGGAGGAUGGUACGAAAGGAGCUACAGAGCCUCGGCAUUACCCCCGAGAUCUUCUUGCAGCAUCAAGUCAUGAUCAUCUCGACGCUAAAAUCAGCUUUGGGCGAUGAUUCACCUGAGGAUGUCUCACACUUUACUGCGGAAACAGACAUAGAAUUGGAUGAUAUUGGGCUAUGCAGUAGUGCAAAGACGUUGCCAGUUUCUCCCCGUUCUAUCCUGAUGUAUGACUAUUGGAGGACCUGGGUCCAAUUGAAUGCGCGGGACGAGGAACUUGGUACCAUGGACAUUUGA
This is a messenger RNA of Penicillium pulvis, 876 nucleotides long. RefSeq lists its product as uncharacterized. The record is from RefSeq and is a predicted model, not a curated record. The coding region runs from base 1 to 876 and encodes 291 amino acids. Lineage: Eukaryota; Fungi; Ascomycota; Eurotiomycetes; Eurotiales; Aspergillaceae. The transcript has 3 exons.